Molecule: messenger RNA, 3827 nt
Organism: Seminavis robusta
Lineage: Eukaryota; Bacillariophyta; Bacillariophyceae; Naviculales; Naviculaceae
Source: the annotation of a GenBank genome assembly
CAAGCGACUAUGAUUAACCAUCUCCAAACUCAGGCACUUGCCAAAUUUCUCUCCGCUCUGCUCCCUGCAAAGUGGCCCAGCCCUUACUCGGUGGCGCCUGGCUAUGCUAGCGCUCGGCUCAGCCUAUCUAUUCUUUGGGCUCGCCCCCUCUGCAUGCACGGCUCCCGUGUUUGGGAAGCAUGUCUUGGGCCAGUCUAUAUGGGCUUAUUCCGGUUUCAUUGUUCCCCGAUUGCUGGUGGACGGAAGCAGCAAUUCUGCGCAGCGUCCCAGUCCGAGCUCGCAUCGGAGGGUGUGUUGUUGGUGCGGGAGAAAGCUGUUGAUUUAGAGGAAUGUUAGUUUCCAUUGGAGGCGGCUGCAUUCGGAUCCACAUGUUCUUUCCAUCGGACCUUCAUCUUUCCUCGAUAGCAGGCUCAUAGACAUAGGCUCCGUUUGGGUGUGUUCGAGCGGAUGUUGCAAGGAAACACCAUGACUGGUACCAGUACACCAACUCUGAACCUCCGGCCGUUGUCACGUGUGUUAUCAAGUCAUGCACAGGAAGACAGCUUUUGACGGGUAUGAGCCAUAGUCAGUGGUACGGUACUGUAAAACAAUCGCGCUGACAACAAAAUUUACCCAACAAACUCUCAGAAGACAGUUUUUACCCCACCUACAUAGUCUAUAUCGCAACAUCGAAACGUCCUCCAUGGUACCGGUGGCCCUCCACUCCGGAACAUCCAACCCUCGUUGCGCUCAUGAAUCAACAGACUACCAGGAUAAACCCCUCCCACCUCGCCAGGAUCAGGUUCCUCUCCCAGUCCAGGUGUCACAUGGGGCCCCAAAGAUAAAAUUUUCUGUGGUUGGGAUCUGCUGCGGACAUGUCGGUAUCAUGGUAUCGACCCCAACGAGAUGGAACUGGGCGCUCCUGACCUCAUGAGCGUGUCCGCACUGGUCAUGCAUUGGCAAACUCCAGGGCCUAGCUGCAGCCCCCAAACCAGGAACAAAUCCUCCGAAAACAACAUUCUGGCCAACGGCCAACUACAAUGUCAUGAAUACCGCCUGGACCUAAUCCUGGUCCCGCUCCAGUCCAGUCCUACAAUACUCGUCUGUCUUCGGUCCCGGCUUCUAGCCAGCACUGGAGCUACACGAGGACCUGAACGAGGGUUCGAUGGCCGUUUCCGCACAUCAAGUCCAGGCGGAGAGCACUAGCUAGAACCAACACAAGGAACCACUCGAGGUCCCAACAUCAGGCAGGUCCCACCAAACAGACCAAAUCCAGGCUCGUCAUGGGCCCAGGUCGCUCACAAAACGGAGCAGCCUGUCCGCCGCAAGGAUGACAGUGGACACGGCGGUCUCCUUUGACGUUUGUCAUUCAAUAUAGGAUUACGUAGCUAAAAAAGAUCCAUGAACUAGCUAGCCACGCCAAGUUUUUACAACUGACUCUCGGAACGCUAUCUUUCUAGCUGAGUUCCCAUCGCCAACACUGGACAUUCACAAGACAGUGAUGGGCAGUGAUGGGCAAAUAAAUGAUGGACGCCAUUCCAGAAGCCCAGGAUCUUGAAUGACGACUAUUCUAGCGACAACGAGCUCUUGGGCAAGCUAGAUUUCUCUAAAUUGCAUCCAACGAGCCAACAUUUGAUGUUGGAAGACGUGGAGCUUGUCUCGCUUGGAGGAAGGUGUGGGUUGUCUGGUCAGCUAAACUGACGUAUGCGUUUCUUUUCCGCCUCCAAUCGAGGAAAGAUACCAUGAACGACUGAAGGAUUGUACUGAACGUGCUACAGUGAAUUUCGGCCAAGCCCAACAUGAAAGAGCCUCCAUUGAUUGCCCGUUCCGCGAGAAACCUACACGUCGCCUCCACUCAUUCUGAUUUGCCCAGCCCAUCAAGGGGCUUGAUGGCAACAUCAACUUUUUGCAAUUGAUUACACGCCAACCUUUUUAGACCAUCGUCUUGGAGCCGAGGUACCGCGUUCUAAGGGAGAAGUUUUUGUGCCUGCUAAGGUUGAAGGUCACAAUUUUAGAACAGAAAAAGAUAGAAAACUUCAAGAUGAAAUUUACCUCUGUUUUGUUGAGUGUUGCCUUUUUGGCCAGUGGAAUCGAUGCCUUUGUGGCUCCAGCCCAACGAUUUGCCAAGAACAGCAUCAAGUUGGCUGCUACCAUCGAAGGAACAGUCUCAACUCCAUUUGCGGACGCCACUGUGGCUGCUGUGCCCAAGGUUGCUCAGCGAUGGCGCAAGUCCACCAAGCAGGUUGCCACCUUGGGCCCUGCAUCCAGCUCUGUUGAAAUGAUUGAGACUCUUUUCUUGGCUGGUGCCGAUGUGUUCCGUCUUAACUUCAGCCACGGAUCACAGGAACAGAAAAAGGAACUUCUUGAUAUGAUUCGUACUGUGGAAGAAAAAUAUUCUCACCCCAUCUGCGUCUUGGGUGAUUUGCAAGGUCCAAAGCUUCGCGUGGGUGAAUUUUCCAACCCCAAUGGUGAAGUCCUGGAAGAAGGCCAAAUCUUUCGAUUUGAUCUGGAUGAAGCCAAGGGUGACAACAAGCGUGUUCAGUUGCCCCACCCCGAAAUUAUUACCGCCUCCGAGGUUGGUCAUAUUUUGAUGAUUGACGAUGGAAAAGUCAAGGUUGAGGUUGUGGAAGCCGGUGGCGAGUACUUGGACUGCAAGGUGAUUGUCGGAGGAAAAAUCAGCAACAGGAAGGGAGUCAACACACCUGAUUCCAUCCUUGAAAUUAGUUGUUUGACACCCAAGGACCGAUCUGACUUGGACUACAUGCUUGGCAUUGGUGUUGAUUGGGUUGCCCUUUCCUUUGUUCAACGUCCUGAAGACAUUGAAGAGAUCCUUGAAAUCAUUGACUCCAACACUCCAGAAGGAAAAUUCAAGCCAUGCGUUAUGGCCAAGAUUGAGAAACCGUCUUGCUUCGAAGGUGAUAACCUUGAGAACAUUGUCAAGCUCUGCAAUGGAAUCAUGGUUGCCCGUGGAGAUCUUGGUGUUGAAUGCCCACCUGAGGAUGUUCCUAUCCUGCAAAAGACCAUCAUUGAUGAGUGCAGGUCCCAAGGAAAGCCCGUUGUUGUUGCUACGCAAAUGCUUGAGAGUAUGAUCGAAUCCCCAACUCCCACUCGGGCUGAGGCCAGUGAUGUAGCCACCGCUAUCUAUGACGGAGCUGAUGCUAUCAUGCUUAGUGCCGAAAGUGCUGCCGGAAAGUGGCCCGAGGAGUCCGUCACAAUGCAACAACGAAUCAUCAACCGAGUGGAGAGCGACCCCCAUUACCGAUCCUACCUUGAUGCCAACGCCCCUGAACCGGAAGCAACACCCACUGAUGCCAUGAUUGUUGCUGCCCGUCAAAUCUCAAAGACUAUCAAUGCCAAGGCUCUUGUUUCUUUCUCUCUACGUGGAAGCACUGUGCUCCGUGCUUCCAAGAAGCGACCUUCUGUUCCCAUCAUGGCACUCUGCCCCUUUCCCGAAACUGCCCGUCAGCUUGCCUUGAGCUGGGGAGUUUACCCUGAACUUCCCAAGCCUGGAUCAUACGGCUACCAGGUGGAAGACGAGAACAUGAUGGAUUACUCGGAACCAACUGUUGAGACUGCUCCCUCUGACUUUGACCUGAUCCUUCGCAACGCUUGCAAGGCUGCUUUGAAGAAGGGCCUUGUCUCCGACCCCAGUGACCUUUUGGUUGUCACUGCAGGGCUUCCAUUUGGAACUCCUGGAGCCUCGAACAUCAUCCGUGUUGUGCCUGCUGCGGGACCUGCUUGCUGGGACGGAGUUUGCUCGGUUGAGGCUUAGAUGUGCAGUGCAGCAUCGUAUACAUAAACUAAGACUAUAUAUCCAUAGAUCGAUGCACGUUGCGUUCCUCUCUUGU